Molecule: messenger RNA, 908 nt
Organism: Pneumocystis carinii B80
Lineage: Eukaryota; Fungi; Ascomycota; Pneumocystomycetes; Pneumocystales; Pneumocystaceae
Exons: 2
Coding region: 47-865 (272 amino acids)
Source: RefSeq, a predicted model, not a curated record
AAGAAAGCUUAAAAAGUUAUUAAAAAGCUAUUAAAAACAUCUUAAGAUGAAUCAUGAUUUUGAUGAAACUUUUGGUGAAUCUUUAGAAAAUUCGUUCAAUUGGUUUAAUCAUUCAAUGACAUUAACAAGAUUAACACCUUUUUUUCAAUUUUCAGAGGACUCUUUAAUAAUCUAUUCAAGAGAUUUAUUAGAUAUUAUUCGUAGAACAAGAUUACCGGGUUUUACGGUUAUUGAGAAGUGUUUAUGGAAAUUAGUAGCGCCUUAUGAAGGCCUUGGAUCAUGUAUUUGGAUGCAUUUUUUAUUUGCAGGAGAUCAGACGCCAGAAAAGUCUAUAAUAUAUACAUGUUUAUUGGUAUCAUUAGGAGAGAAAAAAGAAGGAUGGAGGGAAUACCCAUUGCUUAUAUCACGUAUUCCCGGAGAAUUGUUACAAAUAGUAUUAAAUUACUUAACAAGUCGAUUUGAUUCAUGGGGAAUGCCAUUUCAAUUAAAAUCGAUGACAUUAAUUGAUUUAUUAGAAAUGUAUGUUAAAUCAGUUGAACCGGGUACAGAAGAUGCAUAUCAAUCAAUGGAAUUGAUGUUUUUGACCAAAUCAAUUAAAGGGCUACGUCGAAUCAUAGUGGGAGUUAAAGGGCAAGAUAUGUUAAUAUGGAGAGAAAGAGAACUUGGAUUUUUUGAAGGGUUAAAGAAAUAUUUAUUUGAACAAACAACGAUUGAUUUUAAUCAACUUGAACUAUGUCGAAUUGGAUGUGCAGGAUUUAUUAUUUCGUCAGAAGGGAAACUUAAAAUGUUAAAGCCGAUACAAUUACAAAUUAUUAGAGCUAUUUUAAGAAUGGAAACUAAGAAAAACAUGGAAAUAACUAGUUAAUGUAUUUAUCUAAUUAAAUCUAUUAAAGGCAUUUUUAUAGUUU